Molecule: messenger RNA, 3437 nt
Organism: Mizuhopecten yessoensis (Yesso scallop)
Lineage: Eukaryota; Metazoa; Mollusca; Bivalvia; Pectinida; Pectinidae
Product: spermine oxidase-like
Exons: 5
Coding region: 450-1895 (481 amino acids)
Molecular function (GO): polyamine oxidase activity
Source: RefSeq, a predicted model, not a curated record
CCACUACUGUUGAGGAAGAUGAAGAAAGGCAAAAAUAUACAUGUAACCCGAGCAAACAGGUUAUAUUUGUAAUAGUAUAUCACCGAGAUAGCGGCACAGCUGUGAUUUUAUUUCACUACUGAAGGACAUGUGCGUUGUUAUUGAAGCCGUUAUUGUGAUUGCAGCAAGUGAGAGAUUAUCGGGUCAAUGUUCACCCAACCCAACUUACAUAGUUUUAUCUCUCGGACCAUCCCUCAUAACUUUGUUUUGAUUGACGUACGGAGGACUCACACCGAUACAACUGCGAAAGGCCGCUCACUUUAUAUAUAUACACCUGUAGCUAGUAAACAAAGCAGUGUGGUACACAGACUUCACUCGAACAAUUUGUGCUGAUUGGCCUUAUGUGGUGAACAAUGUCAAAGGCCUUCAUGACGUCCAUAUAAACAACUUAGAUACCAGCCCCUUCAUCAAUGAUUUUAGUCCAGUCAUCCAUGGUUGAAGCUGUGAUGGCGACCCAAUCAGCGGAAGUGAUAAUCAUCGGUGCCGGCAUAGCUGGGAUAACAGCAGCUAACACACUUUUUGCUUCUGGCUACAAAGAUGUGAAGAUACUGGAGGCUAGGAACAGGAUCGGGGGACGAAUCCAUACCGUUUGUAUUGGGCCGGGCGCAUGUACCGUCGAGCUGGGAGCGCAAUGGAUCCAUGGAGGGGGAGACAACCCUGUGUAUUGUGCAGCUCUUGCUCACGACCUAUUGGGUCAUACCAACGUUCACGAUGAAUUUGCUGGAGUCUACUACAAAGAGAAUGGUAGCAAGGUAGACGAAUUGCUCCUGGACACCGUGACCGCCAUCUUUAAAGAUGCUGUAGAGGAAAUGGUAAAUUUCUCAUUUUCUGACCCAAAAUCAACGCUCUCGUGCAACGAGUACUUUUCAAACCGGAUGCCGAACAUCUUGUCAGCCGUCUCUGAUGAGCAGACGGAAGAAGCUGAAAAUAUAUUCCGGUCGCUGUUGAACAUUCUAAAAGAGGAUUCCGGUGACGAUUUAACAAGACUGUCAGUGAGUUGCAACGGAUUUGAAGACGACUACAAGAAUGAUGACCACACUCUUCCAGCAGGAUAUACUGCGCUUCUUAGAACAUUCAUGUCCAACUUUGAACCGGAUGUAAUUACAUUUGAAACAGAGGUUAAGCAGAUUGACUGGUCAGAAAAAGAAAACGGAUUUUCUUCUGUUGUGCUUAAAUGUGUUGAACGAGGAACAGAAAUGACUUACAUAGCAAAUCACGUGAUAAGCACCAUCCCUCUCGGAGUUCUUAAGAAGACUCAUCAAAAGCUAUUCAGUCCAGUUCUUCCUUCCGAACAAGCAUCUGUCAUUGACAAACUUGGGUUUGGCAAGGUAAAUAAGAUAUUACUUUACUACAGUGAGCCUUUCUGGACUAAGGGUAACGGUGGAAUUAAGCUGGUGUGGGAUAAGGAAGCCGACUGUGACGAAGUAGAAACGUCAUGGGCACGUGAUUUAUUUGCCUUCAAAACGAUGAAGCAUAUCGAUAACGUUUUGAUAGCCUGGGUUUACGGCGACUCUGCGGAGCAGAUGGAGGCGAUGGCGGAGACCAAAGUUGGUGAUGUGUGCACCCAGAUAUUGAAGCAAUUCCUCAACGACGACCGAAUACCGAAACCCACUAGUGUCCGAACCAGUAAGUGGUGCACCGACCCUCACACCCUCGGCGCAUACACCUUCGUCACUUCCGGUAGUCACUAUGACGAUAUUGAUAUUUUGUCAAAGCCUCUUUUACAAACUUCCGGAAAGCCAGCCGUGCUGUUUGCAGGAGAGGCAACACACAGCGACAAAUAUGCCAGUGUACAAGGGGCGAUGUUGUCGGGGAUUCGGGAGGCAAAACGUUUAAUGAAGUGGCAAAGCAACUAGAUUACUGGCGCAUAUCAUUACAUUGGUGUUCUAUAUUGGUUCAUUGAAGAAAUCACUAUAGAAACCUCAUCAAAGCAAGUAAACCGCUAGAAAAAUAUGUAUUCAGGAGAGACACUGUACGUGGGGUCGGUUCAUCACUUUCUGUUAGGUUUUAUAUAGCAAAAUGUCCCGGUACAUUUAGGGAGAUUUCCUAUUUGUCUUCUGUUAGUAAUGUAAAGGUUGACGGAUUAGUUUUAUAAAAUUCAAUCUAAAAAUGUUUUGAUACAACACGCUUUUCAGUAGAUGUUUAUUGGAAGAGUGUAUUAAUUAUUAUGUUUUACAGUGUAUUGUUUUGUUAUUGAUUUAAUAUGGAAUCAAAUGAUAUGUUUCUAUUAAAUAUUCAUGUAUUGAUGUGCAAUGAGGUUUUUUUGUAUGAAGACACAUCCAAUUAAAUAAAUCAGUUUUAAUUCUAACAGGGGGUGAUCAAGCUGGCUGUCGGUCAUAUUGUAUGUUUAUCGACAUGGUCAUAAUAGAGGACACGUUAAGCGAAUCCCUGUUCCAUACACUUCCGGUGCUUUCGCCUACCACCUGGUCUCGUUCAACGAGACGCUUGAUCACUUGUUCGGCGUAGCUUGUGCAGACAACAAGAGUCUGGUUGCACGAGACUACCUACCACUGUGUUGACGUCACUUUCAUCACGUGGUGUCUUUCUUCAUAACUUACCUUGUAGAGUUUUGAUGUAGAUAGCCAUUAGAGAAAUGUACUUUGGGAAAGUCCGAAAACUGUUAAGGGGCUGGGGGAGGUCGAUUCUUUAAAAACUUUGUGAAAAUAGCUCGUCCAUCUUGGAUAACAUUAGGAAAAUGUUAAAGUUUUUAAAAAAAAAAGUAAUUGUAUACGUUUCAGUGGUUAAGAUAAACAUUCGGUAAAACUUCCACGGAAAUGGCCUGUGUUUUUGGAGGAAAUGGAUAUCAUCUCUGCGGGAGGAGAAUACAUUUUACAUACAUAAAAGAGGUUUUCAUAAGAAAAAAACAUCCAUCUUUCCAACGGUACAAAAAAUCUUUGUACAUCAACUAGAAAUGUGGUUUUGAUGAAGAAAGUCAGGUGGGGGUCGACUUUUCGACAUCGAAAGCUACCCCUCUUCUCGUAGAUAUAUCAUCAUUGGAGGUGGAAUUUUUACCUAAAGUUGAUCUAAACCCCUAAAUCGUGUAAAGUUACUCUGAACACCUUAGUUCAGGUCCAAACAUAGCUGUUACAAAUUCUCAAGGCCCCUAGGUUUCCAGUUGAUAUAUGGAUAAGCAUAAAGACUACACCGGGAGGCGAUAUCGACAGUUUGGAUUUGAUUUAGGUGGCAUACGCAAUUUGAGUAAUAUUUUAAGCAAGUACAACUGUAUAUCAUAAAUGAUCACGUUAUUUCACGUUUAUCUAUAUUUCUAUUGUUAGAGACAAAUUCUACAAUAGGAGGUUAAUAAUUAAACAGGACAAACCCCUCCUCUAAAAACCGACAGCAAACUUUAGUUUAUGGUGUUUAGUCUGCACUAAACCCAACAGCACACACAGGUUAUA